Molecule: messenger RNA, 3597 nt
Organism: Knipowitschia caucasica
Lineage: Eukaryota; Metazoa; Chordata; Actinopteri; Gobiiformes; Gobiidae
Source: the annotation of a GenBank genome assembly
AUGAAGAUGACAUUUGUGUUUUGGCGAUCUGUGUCUCUGUGGCUAAGUGUGGCUCUUCUGCUUUGGUGUCUUGAGUCCCAUGUUAGUUGUACAAAGCCCCAGGAAGAGGCCAAGAGGCCCAAGUCCCCACAGAACGUGUGUUCGGAGAAAGGUUGUGACCAAAAGACUCCUAAUGAGAAGAUUGAAGCGACAAAAUCAAUUUCAGACGAUGAACACCUUAAAGAUGAGCAGGAAAAGGAGACUAAAGAUACACACAUAAGCAAACAGGAGCAGCACAUACAGAUCCUGGAAGUGCCUGCCAUGGAAAAUGAUGUGUUAGAAGCACAAGAAAAUGAGCUUGAACAACAGCCUGCAAGUGAACAGGACACACACGCUACACUUCCAUCUUCUGAGCCACCGUCCAGUUUGGCUCCUGAGUUUAAAGAUGGUUCUUUGCUGCACACUCAAGAGGAAAUCUUAGAAAGUGUUAUGGGUCAUCCCGCUGAUUUGGCUGAGGCAAAAACUUCUGACCAUCCUCUGGUUGAUUGUGAGGAGGAGCCUAACCCCUUUGACGAUGACAGUAGUCCUCCGGUGGUUCUGGAGAACACCUCAAACGCUCACACCACGGGCACCAAGUCCCUCCCUGACCCUCCUCUGAGCUCUUCAGCUGCUCCCAGCACACAGCACCCAGAGGCCAAUGUCUCCCACAUGCUUCAAGACCAGGACUCGAUUGGCACAACUGAGCCAGAUCCCAGUGUGGGCAACAGAGACCCAGAGGACAUUCCAACAUUUGAUGAGUGGAAAAGAAAAGUGAUGGAGGUCGAAAAGGAAAAAACUGUGACCACUCAUACAUCUACAAAUGGAGCUGCUCAUCCAUUGAAGAAAGCCCAAAAAAACUUCAACAACUAUGCUUCUGUGGAGUGUGGAGCCAAAAUCUUGGGGGCUAACCCUGAGGCUAAGAGCACUUCAUCCAUUUUAAAGGAGAACAUGGAUUUGUACAUGCUGAAUCCUUGUAGUAAUAAAAUUUGGUUUGUUAUCGAGCUCUGUGAGCCCGUUCAGGUGAAGCAACUGGAUAUUGCCAAUUUUGAGCUCUUUUCUUCUACGCCCAAGGACUUCUUUGUCUCAAUCAGUGACAGAUACCCAACAAACAAGUGGCUAAAACUGGGAACUUUCCAUGGCCGAGAUGAGCGAACUGUCCAGAGUUUCCCAUUGGAUGAACAUAUUUACGCAAAAUAUGUCAAGAUGUUCACCAAGUACAUAAAGGUGGAGCUGGUCUCUCACUUUGGGUCUGAACACUUCUGUCCUCUCAGUCUCAUUCGGGUGUUUGGCACCAGCAUGGUGGAAGAAUAUGAGGAGAUCGCUGAUCCCUCUGAACGAACAGAGGACCAGGACGAGGACAUGGAUUACCCUGCAGGUUAUGCACUUGGUGAAGGUGACUCCAAAAAUUUGAUUGGCUCAGCAAAAGAUGCCAUUUUUAACAUUGUGAAAGACAUUGCUGUGGUUUUAGGAAGAAGCGAUGAGAUGCCAGGCAACGAAACAUCUCAGGAAUUUAAUCUUACUGAGCCACAAUUGCAACCUGAAACAACUACUGAAGCAAAACUUGAUUUCCCACAAGAACCAGAAGUGGAGAACCCUUCCAAAACUGCCACUUCGGAUCAAAAACCUGAGGAGGCUGCAACUAAUUUGGACCAAGAUGCAUCUGCAGCGACAAGAGAACAAAUUGUCAUUCCUUUAGAGAAAGAUGAGGAAGAGCCAAGCAUAAGCACCACCAUCUUUUACCUGGGCGAGGAGGAGGGAGAUGAGGAGAAACUCGGCGACCUGCUACAGCCGAGUCAGGAUCCGUGCGCUCUGUCGCCUUUGUCCCCUGCCUGCUCCUGUGCUGCUUCCCUGGAUGAGUACUUGCUGCAGAAAUGCUUACUGCACGGGCCCAAAACCUGCACAAACUGCAAAACAACAGAACAUAUGCAAACAAAUGUACCUAACUGGGUCAUAUACCAGCCGCCGCCUUCUCAGGAACUGCCACAGCCACAAAAGGAUUGGCUUGAUAUUUCGGAGGUAGUUGAGCAUGACGGCAAAGCCAGCGUCAUUGACAAUGUGCAGGAUUCUAAUAAACUAUCACAAUCAGAAGUUUUCCCUGUGGAGCUAAUUCCAAACUCGGAUCAUCUGCCAACCGUUGAGUCUUCUGAUAUUCAACCGACGGAGAUGCCAGAGUUGGCCCCUGAAGAACCGAUCAAAAUGACAAAUUCUGAAACUAAUAAGAAUAUUGCUGAGGUGAAGCAGAUCGAAUCAAACGACCACCUCCAAUCUGUCCCUAUAGUCAACGCAGCAAUGGAUGAGGCAACACUGACGAAAGAGAAGGCCAAUCCAGUACCUUCACAAGAGCAUGGAAACCAGGAUACAGUUGAUCCUGGCCUGGACGCUCACCUCAUAGCACCUCAUUCAGAGCCAGAUGCAGCCGUGUUACUGGAUGAACACAAACUGGCGGAGAUAGAGACCCUCCCUGACCAGCUGCCGUCUGAAGCACUGGGUAGUGAUUCCAGAAUGGAGGACUUGACGGAGGAAAUUGUCGCAGGUAUCUCUCGCCCCUCCGCUGCUGCUGCUGCUUCGGCUGCUGCUGCUGCCUCGUCCUUCUCGGAUAUUUACGCCGAUCCGCCGAAUGGUACGGAGCUGAACGGCAGCCCGGUGCACGGCUCCAGUCAGAAAGAGUCUGUGUUUAUGAGACUGAACAAUCGAAUCAAAGCCCUGGAGAUGAACAUGUCACUGAGCGGGCGCUACCUCGAGCAGCUCAGUCAGAGAUACCGGAAACAAAUGGAGGAGAUGCAAAAGGCCUUCAACAAAACUAUAAUCAAACUCCAGAAUACCUCGAGGGCAGCGGAGGAGCAGGAUCUUCGACAGACUGAAUCCAUUCAGCAACUGCAGGCUCAGCUGGAAAAUAUGACUCUGUUGAUUCUCAAUCUGUCGGUCCAGGUCAGCCAACUGCAGAGUGAGGUGUCUGAUCGAGAGAGUUACCUGCUGCUCUCCCUGUGUCUGUGUCUCUGUUUGGGGCUUCUGCUCUACAUCAACCGCUGCCCUACAUCCUCCACUUCCUGUUCAGAGCCGGAUCCACCAACCCCAGAGAGUGUCACCUACUGUUGUCCAGAGCGGCAGUUUUCCAGCGAUGAGGCAGCACUCAAGAGAAGCGCUUCGUACCCACUGAUGCACUCUGACUCAUUCCAGUUAGCCUCCCCUAUGGGUCCAGAGAUUCUGCAACACGAAGAGACGCAAAGUCUGUGUCCAGUCAGUAAAAAGAGACGACGCAGAAAGAGAUUACUUGAAGCCCCUUUUCGAGACUCUCCAUCUGAGGGCAGCUCCGAGGGCUCGUCUCACUCCGAUGAACUGUCAUUUUGCGGCCUCACCACAGCCUGUAAUAAGAUCUGUGAUGGACUUCCUCCUAAAACCAGUGCGGAGAGGCGGGCCCUAAGGCGCAGGCGUCCCAGACCCAGUGCAGUGGUGGACUAUCUCAAAGCCCCCCGCAGACACAAGAGGAACUCUCUGCCUAUUUACACCAUCCAUGACAUUAUGGAUCGGCAGGAGCACAACUCCUGUGACCUCAAUAUGCACCUGUCAGGACCUGUCUGA